AUGCUGGGCCAUCAGCCUUACAAAAUACAGCUGAACCUGUUCUUGCUGGCCGCCCGUAGAGCUCUGGCUCGCACCACACGACCCACGGCCAGCCCGGCCAGCCCAGCCCAGUCAGGGCCACCACACCACCAGACCCCCAUCCCCAUCCCCAUCCCCAUGCCAGACCUCCGCACUGCUGCCAGUACCACCCAGCAACCCCCGAUGCACAGCUGCAACUUCUUCACACCUGCCCGUUCGCCGUUUUAA
This is a messenger RNA of Gaeumannomyces tritici R3-111a-1, 246 nucleotides long. RefSeq lists its product as hypothetical. NCBI's taxonomy places the organism in Eukaryota, Fungi, Ascomycota, Sordariomycetes, Magnaporthales, Magnaporthaceae. The record is from RefSeq and is a predicted model, not a curated record. The transcript has 2 exons. Bases 1 to 246 code for a protein of 81 amino acids.